CCCCAACUGAUCCAACUGAUAGGUAAAUUUAGUAAUUUAUCGAAUUAUCCCAUUAUCGGAACCUUCAACGUUUUUUUGCAAUUACAUAGUUAGAGUGACUCUAUCGUGAACAACCACCUAGGUUAGGUCCUCCCACUUCCAUCAAUUACCUCAACUGUACCAAUCCAGAAUACCCUCGACCGACAACCCAAUUCCUGAAAAGAAAACCGAGAAAAUGCCCGCAACAACUACCCUCUUCCGCGCCGCCCGGCCGGUAUUCCAACAAUCUGCCUCACGCGCCGUCUUUCGUCAUAAUAUCCCUUUGAAGACCGGACGGCGAUUCGCGAGCACUGCUCCCACUGGUGAGGCUGCCACCCAAUCCUGGAUCCAGCGCAUGUGGAACAGCCCUGUCGGUUUCAAGACAGUUCACUUCUGGGCACCGGUAAUGAAGUGGGCAAUCGUAAUAGCAGGCAUCUCCGACUUCGCGCGCCCAGCUGAAAAGCUAUCCCUGACCCAGAACGGUGCUCUGACUGCUACCGGCCUUAUCUGGACUCGCUGGUGCUUUGUUAUCACUCCCAAGAACCACCUUCUCGCCGCCGUCAACUUCUUCCUCGGCUGUGUCGGUCUUACUCAGCUCGGCCGAAUCUUCUUGUAUCGCCGCUCGCAAAAGAACCUCCCCGCUGCAGCAGAGGAGAAGGUUGCUGAGGUAAAGGAAGCUACCAAGCCAUGAAGCAAGGCUGAAUGAAAAAAAUAAAAAUAAAGAGAAGAGGUGUGAUGUGACGUCAAGUUCCUAAGGGAUUCGAAUGGGAUGCUAUUGAUACACAAGGCAUAACGCUUACUCAAUGUCAGUUGGCUGAGUUGGAGUCGAUCGUUCCAUUCAGCCAUUACUGUCGACUACAGCUUGCCGAAACCUAUACAAGCUGUUUUACCUUAAGGGUAGAGGGAUAUAGUUGGUUUCUCUUGUUGAUCAUGGUGGCAUGGCGAAUGUGGGGAGGAGAGGCUUCCUUGUACUUGUACUAGUUAGUACAUUGUCGUUAUUGCAUGAUGCAUUGCUUGAAUUCAACAUAGAGAUCGCCUGCAGCUUUCCUUUGACGAGUGGCUAUGUGAAGGAGUCUUACGUCUUGAAUAUGAACUGUCUACCUAGGUAGUCAUGUGCUUACAAUAGCUAGCCACCACCAUUCAACAACACACCACGCUAGCCAAUAAUUGUAAGAAUAGGGCUCGAUAUAGCUUUACCGAGUCUAGAUCAGGGUGAGCUCUCUUUAGCAUCCGAAACACCAGACCUUUUAUAGAUUCUUUUCAAG
Molecule: messenger RNA, 1283 nt
Organism: Hypoxylon fragiforme
Lineage: Eukaryota; Fungi; Ascomycota; Sordariomycetes; Xylariales; Hypoxylaceae
Product: UPF0041-domain-containing protein
Exons: 2
Coding region: 215-709 (164 amino acids)
Biological process (GO): pyruvate import into mitochondria
Cellular component (GO): mitochondrial inner membrane
Molecular function (GO): pyruvate transmembrane transporter activity
Source: RefSeq, a predicted model, not a curated record